Molecule: messenger RNA, 1339 nt
Organism: Bactrocera tryoni
Lineage: Eukaryota; Metazoa; Arthropoda; Insecta; Diptera; Tephritidae
Gene: Mcm10
Product: protein MCM10 homolog
Exons: 2
Coding region: 113-1303 (396 amino acids)
Biological process (GO): DNA replication; DNA replication initiation
Cellular component (GO): replication fork protection complex; nucleus
Molecular function (GO): single-stranded DNA binding; DNA replication origin binding
Source: RefSeq, a predicted model, not a curated record
GUAUUACAUUCAAACACAGCGAUGGAUAUCACCAUAUUCUAUAUGGUGCAUAUGUCUGGUUAUAGUUGACUAAAAUAGUACUAAACAGAUUUGGAUUUAAUUUUUUGUUAGCAUGGCGAGCGGUGUUGAUAAUGAAUUAUUAGUGAAAAAUGAUGAGCUUUUGACUUUAGAUGCUCUUUUAGCAGAAGUUGAUACGGAAUUAAAAAGUGUUGCACCCCAGUUUAGUGGAAAUAGCUUAAGAAAAAUUGAUGACGACAAUGUGGAGAAUUUCUUGCUCUUAAAAUUCAAUGAGUAUAGUGGCCAUGUAAAUGAACCGUUUUCCACAGCUAAUGAUGGUUUUGGCAAGGAUAUAGAUACGAAAAAAGAGUUAAAAAGUAUAACUAAAAAUUUAAAUGGCAAAGAAACUCUGAAAGAUAAAAAAAUAACUAACAGAUGCAAAUAUAUGGAGGCCUCAUUGAAAUCCAAUGAACAUACAUAUGUAUAUUUUGACCCCAUUUUUGGUUUAAGAAUACUGGGUCCAAAAAUAUCAAGUGCAUUGUUAUUAGAACGAAUGGCGGGUCGAAAAUUAGUUACAUUCAACGAAUUAUCAAGACAAAUGGACCUAAAAACGGCAUCUGACUGGGUUAUCGCUGCGGUGUUAAUAUCUAAGGAAGUUAAAUGUAGUUCAAAAAAUUUAAGCCGUUUUACAAUUUGGAGGUUAUCGGAUCUUCAAGGAAAUAUGAAAACUAUUUCAGUAUUACUGUUUCAAAAUGCUCACAAUGAAUUGUGGAAGACAUCUCCAGGUACCUGUGUGGCUAUUCUUAACCCAACUUUUAUCGAAAAAAAAUCCUACACGCAAGACAUUGCUAAUCUUUCAAUUGAAACUGCAAAUAAUGUGUUAAUUUUGGGUAAAUCUAAGGAUUUUGGUAUAUGCAAAGCAAAAAAAAUGAAUGGACAACAAUGUACCAAUUUUAUUAAUUUGCAAGACAGUGAUGUUUGUGUUUUUCAUAUUAAAAAGGAGUUUACAAAAGCUCUUGGACCUUUUGCUGCAAAAAAAACUAAGUUUGAUCAAAAAAUUCAGACUGCUUGUAGUAUCACAUCUGGGCAGAUUAGUAACAAAAAACUAUUAUAUAAAGAUAGACUAAUAUUGGAUUCAUUAAGCAACACUAAAAUAACAGAAAAUAAAACGACGAAUGAAUGUACCCUAAAAUCUAAUAUUUCAUCUGUAACUCAAAAAUAUAAAAAUUAUGGAAUUGCUACCAAAGUAGUAGCAGAUGAAAACCAGCGAAAACAGACUUGGAACGCGUUAAAUCACUCUAUAUGACACCGAACUUCGCUAAUAUUUUUUCACAAAAUCAAA